GCGCGCUGCGGAGCAGCGCUCGCCCAGCAGCCGCGGGUCAGGAUGGUGGAAGCGUGGUACAUGGACGAGUCCGGAGAGGACCAGAGGGCACCGCACCGGCAGGAGCCGCACCGGCCCGUCAGCCUGGAGCAGCUGCGCCGGCUCGGAGUCUUCCACUGGAAAUUGGAUGCUGACAACUAUGAGACUGACCCAGACCUAGCAAGGAUUCGGAAAGAGAAAAACUAUUCUUGGAUGGAUAUAAUAACGAUACAUAAAGAUAAACUGCCAAAUUAUCAAGACAAGAUAAAAAUAUUUUAUGAAGAACAUUUGCAUUUGGAUGAUGAAAUUCGCUACAUACUUGAAGGAAGUGGCUACUUUGAUGUUCGAGACAAAGAUGACAAGUGGAUCCGGAUUUUCAUGGAAAAGGGAGACAUGAUCACUCUUCCUGCUGGCAUAUAUCACCGAUUUACACUGGAUGAAAAUAACUACGUGAAGGCAAUGAGGCUGUUUGUUGGAGAACCAGUCUGGACAGCAUACAACCGGCCAGCUGAUCACUUUCCUGCUCGAGGACAGUACAUCCAGUUUUUGGCACAAGCAGCACAGUAAUACUCUCUGAAGUCUAAUGUGUGGAAAUGUCCUCAAGCCUGAGCAGAAUGGAAAUUGGGAAUCUUGUACUUCAACACCACUCACUGUAGGAUGUGUUCUGUUUCCUCUGUCCAAAUGUGCUUCUCUAGCUCUAAUUUUGGGAGGGUGAAUGGGGAGUAUGGACAAUACUUAAUGUUCAUCUUAGUCUGAAAUGAUGCUAUCAAACUACUUAAGAUGAUUGUAUUUAAUUAAAAAUCUAUUGCAUUCUCUCAAAGAAGCUGCACAAGAUGAAUUCACAUAAUCAGGACCUUCAUAUGCAAUUUACCUAGCUCUGCCCUGGUACAAAUGUCUGUGACUUUGUUAUAAUGAACUGCAGUGAUUUACUUUUGUAGCAUUUUAAUAAAAUGAUUUUCUGUC
Molecule: messenger RNA, 981 nt
Organism: Emys orbicularis (European pond turtle)
Lineage: Eukaryota; Metazoa; Chordata; Testudines; Emydidae
Gene: ADI1
Product: acireductone dioxygenase 1
Exons: 4
Coding region: 43-585 (180 amino acids)
Molecular function (GO): acireductone dioxygenase [iron(II)-requiring] activity
Source: RefSeq, a predicted model, not a curated record